This is a messenger RNA of Aspergillus fischeri NRRL 181, 951 nucleotides long. RefSeq names its product putative mitochondrial dicarboxylate carrier protein. The transcript is spliced from 2 exons. Gene Ontology annotation, molecular function: oxoglutarate:malate antiporter activity. Gene Ontology annotation, biological process: transmembrane transport. NCBI's taxonomy places the organism in Eukaryota, Fungi, Ascomycota, Eurotiomycetes, Eurotiales, Aspergillaceae. Bases 1 to 951 code for a protein of 316 amino acids. The record is from RefSeq and is a predicted model, not a curated record.
AUGGCCACCAGUACUGUCAAGGAGCCCGCUCCGCAACCAUCUGUGGAUUUCUUGCACCGUCCGUACACACGCGCCGCGCUGCCCUUCGUCAAUGGUGGUCUCGCCGGCAUGACUGCGACGGUCGUCAUUCAGCCCAUCGACAUGAUCAAGGUCCGCUUGCAACUGGCUGGUGAGGGUGUUCGUACUGGUCCUCGUCCCUCUGCAUUUGGCGUUGCGCGCGACAUCAUUGCCUCCGGAAAAGUCCUCGACCUUUACACCGGUCUGUCAGCUGGUUUGCUGCGACAGGCAGUCUACACCACUGCCCGUCUGGGUUUCUUUGACACCUUCAGCAAGACCCUUAACAAGCGUGCUGAAGCGGCCGGUACGAAGGUCGGAUUCGCCGAGCGCGCAGGAGCCGGCUUGGCUGCUGGUGGUAUUGCCGCCAUGAUUGGAAAUCCUGCAGAUCUGGCCCUCGUCCGUAUGCAGUCCGAUGGUCUGAAACCACCAGAGGCCCGUGCCAACUACCGUUCCGUCGUUGACGCUUUGUUCCGUAUCUCGAAGCACGAGGGUGUCACCGCUCUGUGGGCAGGUGCUUUCCCGACCGUGGUGCGUGCCAUGGCCCUCAACCUGGGUCAAUUGGCCUUCUUCGCCGAAUCGAAGGCGCAGUUGAAAGCGCGUACGCAGCUCUCCACCCAGACCCAAACCUUCGCCGCUUCAGCCAUCGCCGGUUUCUUUGCCAGUUUCCUUUCGUUACCCUUCGACUUCGUCAAGACUCGACUGCAGAAGCAACAAAAGGACCCCAAGACUGGCCAGCUUCCGUACAAGGGUCUGUUCGACUGCGCUCGUAAGGUUGCUCGUGAGGAGGGUUGGUUGAGGUUCUACCGCGGAUUUGGCACUUACUAUGUGCGGAUCGCGCCCCAUGCUAUGGUGACGCUUAUCGUGGCUGAUUAUCUCAACCUCAUCACCAAGUAA